Molecule: messenger RNA, 1180 nt
Organism: Alnus glutinosa
Lineage: Eukaryota; Viridiplantae; Streptophyta; Magnoliopsida; Fagales; Betulaceae
Product: glutathione S-transferase TCHQD
Exons: 3
Coding region: 322-1125 (267 amino acids)
Molecular function (GO): glutathione transferase activity
Source: RefSeq, a predicted model, not a curated record
UUUCUGUCUGGACACGCAUAGUCCAAGCUGGGUUCUUCUGGUUUUUCUCACUCUUUUCCCACUUUUAUGCUCUGUCACUCUCUCUCUGACACCUUUUUCAAUUCUUCAAUACCCUUUAAACUUUUUGAGUCCUCCAAACCGCUAAGUCGCUAACCCAAUCUGCUUAUCUCAUCUCCUUGUAGGAGUUUCCAAGUGUUCUGGUUGCAGACCCUUACACAAUUCUCUCUUCUUUAAUUCCUGUGUACAUAUCCGAGGUCGAUGUGAAAGAGCUCAGCUAUUUACAGUGCAUGUAACCUAGUAAGAGCUGAUGUUAGUAAAAUCAUGCAGCUGUAUCAUCACCCAUACUCUUUGGAUAGCCAAAAGGUGAGACUUGCCCUGGAAGAGAAAAUUAUCGAUUACACUUCAUACCAUGUCAAUCCUAUAACAGGCAAGAACAUGGAUUCCUCAUUCUUCAGGAUGAAUCCAAGUGGAAAACUCCCUGUUUUCAAGAAUGGUGCUCACAUCAUUUUCAGCACUAUUGAGAUAAUCCAGUAUAUAGAAAGAAUUGCUAUUGUCUCGUCAGGUGGUGACAACAUCCCCUCUAGUGGCAGAGAAGUUGUUGAUUGGAUGCAGAAGAUACAAGACUGGAACCCUAAGUUCUUCACACUUUCCCACAUCCCAGAGAAGUACCGGUUCUGUGUGUCCAAAUUCAUAAGGCGGGUGGUGAUUGCUCGGAUGGCUGAAUAUCCUGAUCUAGCUACAGCUUACCAUCAGAAGCUAAGAGAAGCAUAUGAGACAGAAGACAAGUUGAAAAACCAGGAUGUUUUGCGACGGAACAAGGAGCAUUUAAUUAGACUUCUUGAUGAAGUGGAAACACAGCUGAACGAAACAGCGUAUUUAGCAGGGGAAGAAUUUAGCAUGGCAGAUGUGAUACUCAUUCCAGUGCUGGCUCGCUUAGUGCUCUUGAAUUUGGAAGAUGAGUAUAUAAGCAGCAGGCCAAACAUUGCUGAGUACUGGUUUUUGGUGAAGCGGAGGCCUAGUUAUAAAAAGGUUAUUGGUAAGUACUUCGAUGGCUGGAAGAGGUACAAAACACUAAUAAAAACUUGGUGCUUUGUUCGUAUCAGAAGCAUGCUAAAAAGAUAUUGAUAAAUUAUAUACAGAUCAGAGUUUGACAGAAUGAACAAAUUCAGAGUUUGAGUAA